Messenger RNA from Aureobasidium subglaciale EXF-2481, 552 nucleotides. RefSeq lists its product as uncharacterized. The record is from RefSeq and is a predicted model, not a curated record. The transcript has a single exon. The coding region runs from base 1 to 552 and encodes 183 amino acids. Lineage: Eukaryota; Fungi; Ascomycota; Dothideomycetes; Dothideales; Saccotheciaceae.
AUGCCCAUCCAUUUUAUUCUUGAUGAUCCAGCUCUCUUCCCUAACAUAAAACCAUUAUCAACACCGUUGUUAUACCCUCGACGAGACCUCGGCUCUUCAAGCAUCAUGCGUUUCACUCUCGGCAUGUUUUCCACUCUCAGCACCAUCGCUAUAGCAGACAACAUCUUCGAAUCUCUUUUCUCAGUCGCAACCUCCAACGUCGCAUCCGUCUACGGCGAAAUCACAUCUCGAAUCCCCCAGACCAGCGACACUUUGAAUUCCCUGAGUGCUGACAUCAGCAGUCUUAGAUCUCAAUACUCAUCCCUGAUUUCCGUGUCAGCGACUGCCACCGGUAGUGUAUUGAGCUCCUUGUCCUCCGACAUAUCCUCCAUAGAGACCAGGGCCACGAAUGUGCAGGCUUCUGUUGUCAGUCUCCAAUCUGUCAUUGCAACAAGAACUAGUUCGCAAUCAGCUUCUCAGACUGUGGCUACGGGUGCUGCAGUUCGUGAUGUCGCCGGAGCCAGAGUCAUGGGAGCCGUUGGAGGUAUCGUGAUACUUGGGGUUUUGAUCUAA